AUUUACCUUUGCAUUGCGGAUAGCUUUACAAAAAAAGUCUAAAAAUGAAACAAAUCCUUGCCAACAUGUGAAAGUACAAACACAAUAAAUUGUAUAUAAUGUUCUUCUAAAUUUUAUGAAUAAUCAAAAAUUAUAAAUUACAAAAUACAAUGAAUUCCUGUGCCCAGUUCCCCACUGUACUUAUGUUAACUUUAGUGAUAAGCUACUCAACCACAUCGCACCAAGACUUUCCGGAUCUAAAUUUGCCACCUGAUCAUCUGGUGCGUUACUUCAAUGCAUUCCCUUCACUCAGAGACAAAUGCCAUGAAACCGAUACAUGUCCAUACGAUAAAAUCUUAAAAAAUGCUUCAAACAGGAACGCUUGUUGGGGUCAUGAAGCCAGUUGCAAUCCACCGAAUAACUUUCAAACGCCUCAAUGCCUCGGAGAUCACACUGGAUGGGUGCAGAAUAAACAGACUCAAUUAGACACUUUCUUUUAUCAAGCCGAUUUUGGUUAUAUAAAGCAGCAAAUCAGUGAACUGACGGUUAUGUGUGAGCCAACCUACCGGGAGGAUUCAUCCCUUGAGUGUUCCAAAUAUUUGCGCUUCUGUCGAGGUAGAAACAUUAUCAUGAAUUUCCGAGAUCUAUCGAAACGAAAUGAUCUCAUCAGGUAUAACAUGGAUGUAUUAAGUCAAGGUCAGAUCGGUGGUCAUUGCCGGUUUCACCGUAAACGUCUCAUGAACGAAACCGAACACAUGGGUGCCUUGCAAUCCUGGGCUCCGGAGCUUCGAUAUUUCGAAGAGAAAGAAUUUCGUCCUAUAACCGAUGAUGGCAAAUGUGAUAUAGUCGUAGAAAAACCCACUUACAUUAUGAAAAUCGAUGCCAAUUAUAAUAUGUACCAUCAUUUCUGUGAUUUUAUCAACCUAUACGCUUCGUUAUUUGUCAAUCAAAGCCAUCCAUUAGCGUUCCACACGGAUACACAAAUUAUCAUAUGGGAAUCAUACAAAUACGAAUCACCUUUUGCGGAAACGCUCAAGGCAUUUACUAGUAAUCCUGUCUGGAAUUUAGACAAUGUGAGGGGAAAAGUCGUGUGUUUCAAAAAUCUGGUUCUUCCGUUAUUACCAAGAAUGAUAUUCGGUUUGUACUAUAACACGCCAAUUAUUUAUGGAUGCGAAAAAAGUGGUUUGUUUCGAGCAUUUUCAGAGUUUAUAACUCAUCGCCUCCAAAUUCCAAUGCAUUCCAAAAUCAAUUCCAAGAUACGCAUAACAUUUUUGUCACGAAAAACAAAGUAUCGCCAAGUGUUAAAUGAAGAUGAACUGAUUAAAACAAUAAGCAGUAACGAAAACUAUUUUGUGAGGCGAAUAUCAUUCGAAAGAGGUAUACCAUUCUCAGAGCAAUUGCAAAUAAUUCGAAAUACGGAUAUUCUUAUUGGAAUGCAUGGAGCUGGAUUAACACAUCUGCUAUUUCUUCCCAACUGGGCCACCAUUUUUGAACUAUAUAACUGCGAAGAUCCAAAUUGUUACAAGGAUCUAGCACGUUUGCGUGGGGUUAACUACUUAACUUGGAAGGAUCAAUCAAAACUUAAAACAAAGGACGAAGAAAAUCAACAGAAGGGUGGAGCACAUGCCAAAUUUGUCAAUUAUGAAUUCGAUCCAGAGGAAUUUGCUGAACUUGUUUCCAAUGCUGCUGAACUCGUAAGCAGUCAUGAUGAAUUUAAAGUUUAUUCCGAAAAGAGCAGUAAGCAUGAUGAAUUGUAACAUUGUGGUUACAUACAAAAAGAAAACAGUACUUAAAAACCUAUCUUCUUAAAUACUUAAUAGUCUUUUACUCAGAGUCAAAAAAUACUUAAACAAUACUCAAAAUGCAAAAACAAAAAACUAAUGAAUCUCUUAGCACAAGUCAAUUAAUAAUAUAUUUUUUGUUAUUAGAUUAAAAUUAACACAAAUUUUAAAUAAUUUUUUUUAUAAUAAUCUUAUAUGAUUUAUUUUAUAAUUCUUUGUUAUAAGGUAAAGAUAUUAAUAAAAUCAUCGAACAAGUAAAAAA
Messenger RNA from Eupeodes corollae, 2022 nucleotides. It is a transcript of the gene Eogt, whose product is annotated as EGF domain-specific O-linked N-acetylglucosamine transferase. Gene Ontology annotation, cellular component: endoplasmic reticulum lumen. Gene Ontology annotation, molecular function: protein N-acetylglucosaminyltransferase activity. The record is from RefSeq and is a predicted model, not a curated record. The transcript has 3 exons. Bases 150 to 1736 code for a protein of 528 amino acids. Lineage: Eukaryota; Metazoa; Arthropoda; Insecta; Diptera; Syrphidae.